Messenger RNA from Notothenia coriiceps (black rockcod), 514 nucleotides. RefSeq names its product ensconsin-like. The transcript has 3 exons. The annotation marks the transcript as partial. NCBI's taxonomy places the organism in Eukaryota, Metazoa, Chordata, Actinopteri, Perciformes, Nototheniidae. The record is from RefSeq and is a predicted model, not a curated record.
GGAUCUUUGGAAGUUGAGGGCAGAGUUUUCUCGUGUCUCCUCCUCUCUCCUCUCCGGCUGUGACUCUGUCUCCUCCUCCCUGAGGCUCAGAGCUCCUCCCCUUCCUCCUCUUCCUCCCCCUCUCUCCUCCACCCUGCUCCUGCCUCACCCCUCUUCCUCACCCUCUCCUCCUCUCAUCUCCUCCUCCACCCUGGGAAGCUUCUCCUUAGGGGAGCUGGAGGACAGAGAGGAGGUAAAGGAGGAGCAGAGGAGGAGUGAGGAGUUGAAGCUUCUUCACGAGUCAGCGGUUUCUCAGCUGACUCGACGCAUCGCAGAGCUGUCUGUCUGUCUGCAGGCGGAGGAGGCGCAGAGGGAGGAGAGAGAGAAGGAGGUGCAGAGCUUCACUCAGGCUGUGGUCAAACUGUCCAGGGUCCUGAGCAGCAGCAGUGUGUGUGUCUCUACAGACGUGUCCUCGCUGCUGUCCGUCCUCUUGCUCACAGAGAGCGCCAUGCAGAGGACGAACCAGGAACUGCAG